Anoplopoma fimbria (sablefish) is the source of this 1287-nucleotide messenger RNA. It is a transcript of the gene ncf4, whose product is annotated as neutrophil cytosolic factor 4. Gene Ontology annotation, biological process: respiratory burst; superoxide anion generation; phagocytosis. Gene Ontology annotation, cellular component: NADPH oxidase complex. Bases 68 to 1117 code for a protein of 349 amino acids. NCBI's taxonomy places the organism in Eukaryota, Metazoa, Chordata, Actinopteri, Perciformes, Anoplopomatidae. The transcript is spliced from 10 exons. The record is from RefSeq and is a predicted model, not a curated record. Gene Ontology annotation, molecular function: superoxide-generating NADPH oxidase activator activity; protein binding; phosphatidylinositol binding.
UUCCUCUCAGCUGCAGACUCGGAGAGCUGCGGAGGGUUGUUCUCCUGUCCCUGUCAGUUCCUCCAUCAUGUCUCUGCCGCAGCAGCUCCGGGGGGAGAGUGACUUUGAUCAGCUGCCUCAUAACAUCCCCAUCAGCGCCGCCAUCGCUGACAUCGAGGAGAACAAAGGCUUCAUUGACUACUUUAUGUUUGUGAUUGAGGUGAAGACUAAAGGAGGCAGCAAGUACCUCAUCUACAGGAGGUACAGAGAGUUUUUCAACCUCCACCAGGUCAUCGAGGCCAAAUACUCCCCCGAGGACCCGGAGCGACGCGGUCCACACACCUGCAUCCUGCCGUCCCUUCCAGGAAAAGUCUUCAUGGGCAACAAGAGGGAGAUCGCAGAGAGCAGAAUCCCUGAACUCAACACGUACAUGAAGAGAUUGCUGGGUCUGCCAACAUGGCUGUUGUUGGACGAGGCUCUCAGGAUGUUUUUCUACCAGACGGAUCAGGACGGCCAGCACCAACCUCGAGCCCUCCGGCGACUCCGCCCUCCGACACGCAAAGUGAAGACGGUCAAACCAAAGAUGGAUCUCUUCUCGUCUCCGAGGGCCGAGGCGAUAUUUGACUUUCGCGGCAACGGCAAGGCGGAGCUGAACCUGAAGAAGGGAGAAGUGAUCUUCCUGCUGCAACGAGUCAACACCGACUGGCUGGAGGGCACCGUCAACAAUCAGACGGGUAUUUUCCCACAAUCCUUUGUGAAGAUCAUUAAGCCCCUCCCAGAGAGCGACUCGGAGGGCGAGGCUGGAGGCCCGUCCUACAGCUGUCUGCGCUGCUUCCUGCUCACCCCGUCCGGAGUCACCACCAGAGAUGUGUGUGUUCAAGAGGACAUCACCAUCCAGCCGACCUACAAGGACCUUCUGUCUCGUAUGAGGAACGUCUACAAGGUGGACGACUUCGCCGUGAACUACCGCGACCCCGAGGGCGACCUCAUCCGUAUCCUGGACGACGAGGACGUCCAGCUGAUGAUCACAGAGAGCAGAGGUCAGCAGGGAAACGUCAAGAGACCCGUCAACCAGUUUCCAUGGGAACUGUACGUGACCUUGACCUCUGACUUCUCUGUGUACAACGCCGAGGCCUGAGAGAGCGGAGGUCAAUGGAAGCACAGAGGAUAUUUAGUAUUCUUAUAUCUGAACUUGACCAAGUGCUUAUUGUUGCUGGUGUCUUUGUGUGGUUUUCUCUUCCCUUCAUUCUCAUCCUCAUUAAAGGUCAACUCAUUUCACUUCAACUAAUUUAAUAAAAGUUUUAAUGC